UUGAGAGAGCACUCCGAUGUCGUUGGCGCGCGCAUGGAGGAGCGGUUGGACGACGCGAUCAACGUGCUGCGCAACCACGCCGAGGCGCCCGACCUCUACCCGCACGAGCUGCACCACCAGUCGCCCGCAGUGUCGCGGCUGGGUGUGGGCGGCGCGCUGCCACACUUGCACUCGAACCGCCCGUCAAGAUGGAGCGACAUGUCCUACCCAACACUAAGAAACGUAAAGAGCCGCCGGACUCCGGGCUGGACUCGAAGCCGUCGUCGUCCGGCUCGGCGGACGCGCUCGCACUCCCCAAGCAGCCGCUCUCAAAGCGAUCUCGCAGAUAUUGUUCGUCGGCGGACGAGGACGACGUGGACCCGGACACGAAGGCGGGGCAGAGAGAGCGCCGCCAGGCCAACAAUGUUAGAGAGAGAAUAAGGAUAAGAGAUAUAAAUGAAGCGCUGAAGGAGCUCGGGCGCAUGUGCAUGACGCACCUCAAGAGCGACAAACCGCAGACCAAGCUCGGCAUCCUCAACAUGGCCGUCGAGGUCAUCAUGACACUCGAGCAGCAAGUGAGAGAGCGCAACCUGAACCCGAAGGCGGCGUGCCUGAAGCGGCGCGAGGAGGAGAAGGCGGAGGAGGCGCCCAAACUGCUCGCCGCGCCGCUACACCACUACCAGCCCAUGCAGGGCAUGGGUCAACUCCCGGGCCAGCCGCCGACGGGUCCGCCGCAGCAAUAGCGACGCCCGGCGCGCCCCGUGCGGCCGCACGCGCGGCCCUAGCACUCGCCCCCCGCGCCCCGCGCCCCGCGCCGCCGCUAGCUGCCCACACAUCCCUCCCACAUCGCCCGCGUCGCCCACAUAACGCCAACUCGAGACAAACGAAUAAUCCUCGGGGCCUGCCAAAUUGAGUGAGCAAACAGCGUUUUUACUGUGGGGCGUUAUGGUAUUUAUUUUUAAAUUGGCAACAUGUUUAGUGUUGCCAGUUAUAUUUUAAAAUUUGAGCUGAAUAUCCUGUUGAUCGGGGAGAAUGAGACACAUGUACUGUUUAAAAUACAUUGUGUAUUUUAUUUUUAUUUUUUUUGUGCUGGUUAAUUUUUUUAUGGCAAUACACGUGCAGCUAGCACCACUUUGUAUAUACUACGAGAUUUGUGAGUUAUUAUUUUUAUUCCCAGUGUUCAAUAUGCUUGGAAAUUUUUGAUUGGUCUUAUCUGACUCGACGAAAAGGAAAAUCGCACUGUACUGCAAAAUACUUUUUGAAAGACAAAACACCAUCAGACGAUAAAUUACGUCAUUAAUAUUUAUACAAUAAAACCUUAUCAAACCUGUAAUAUAUUCUUACAUCUGGCUAAAAAUCAAACUACAACAUAAUAAUUAAAUUCUUAUCACAUAUUCUUCAAUCUUUUUAAUUUACACUUUACAAAUAAUGGUUGACUAAAAUAAUUUCAAAAUAUAUAUAGACUAAUAUUUGUGUAGUUUCCAAACGCAGACCACUUAAAAUUUCAAACGUGACAUAAAUUUGGAAAAGGUCUACCCGGCACAUUGUCCCAAAGAUUAUCCUCCGCGACAAAAAACCGUAAGCAGUGCGUAGUGACUUAAAUUUCGGACUUCAUAGUAUAAGUGUGUAUAAUAUUAGUAUAGCAUAUAGUUUUAUAUACGAUACAUGCAGUUCGCGAAUGAGAUGCGCAAGCAAGUCUUACCCCAAAGACACUUUGACAAGGUGAGAUUGAAGCGACGGGGAAGUAAAAAAAAAACUUUUUUGUAAUAUACUAGUGUAGUUAUACAUCUGUAUAAGUAUAUAGUGGUUAUAUUAAAUCUAUGAGAAAAUGAUAUUUUUAAUUACGAUUUUAAUAAAACAAACUUAUUAUUUUUUUCGGCUGCCAUAAGUGUAGAAUAAGUGUUGGAGCUUUCGUCCGUGGAUCGCUGUUCUGUGCCGACAUGUUUAUACAGAGAUCGUGUUAUGCGAUGAGAUUUUAUGUAAAAUCUUUUAGUUGCAUGACAAACAAGUUGCAUAGGGCUUGAAUACGUGUGAAUACAUGUACAAUUGUACAAAACGUGCGUAUAAUUCGAUCUCUGUUACAUAUGCAUCUGUGACUACUAAAACUCGACUCUUAACUCUAUUCGAGAUGAAAAAGGAUAUGUCUAUUCGACUUUCCACACUUUAAUGGUCACCCAAUUAUUAACCGUAAAAACAUAUGUAAUAUAAACACUACACAAUAGCAAUUACUGUUAAUAUCUAUGUGCACUAUUUUACAAGUAGCAUUCUUUUAAAUUCUUCCGUCAUUUUGUCACCUAAACUUAAAGCGAUUGAUUUUGCACUAAUCUAACAAUUUAUCGACAUGUCUGUUUCGUCUCGAGAUAGAGUUAGUGUCGCGUUUCGCGCGUUUGGAACCAAAAUAUUUUUAUUUGGGACUAAAUGAGACGCGAUAUGGAAUUUUAAUGAAUAAACGGAUGUAGUGAAAUAUUUAAAGAUAUCUAUGCGAUUUCAGUAUGGAAUGAAUUAUGUGUAUUAUUUUAUGAUUUGAUGUUGUUUUUGUAAAUGAAAUAUGACAACCGUUUUAAUGAAUUCUAUAAUUAUUAUUCGCGUAGGAAAACCUCGUCAUAAUAUUAUUUUAGAUCAAUUUUAUAUAAAACACAAGUGAACCGCGAAAAAAUAUAUUAUCAUUUUUGAAUGCAUUUCUAUAUUACAUCUACAAAAAUAACAAAAAUAAAAAUGGCUGCUAACUUAAGUGAGUACUUAAGGUGAUGUUACUUUACUGUUUUUUGUUCUGUCCUUACCAAAACUCCAGUAAAUGAAUACGUUUUUAUUGUAAGUGUGAUGACAAUACGCCUUGGAUGUAUUUUAUUUUUCUGUUCGGGAGAUCUUUGUUCUAUCAGGGGGAUGUCUCCGAUGUAGCUUUCGACAUCCGUUAAACUUAUUUCGAGGUGAAAUAAUUAUUCAGUGGUCGUUUUAAUCAUACUAUUUUCUCUUUUUUUAAUUGCCAUAAGAAAGUAUCAUUAAUGUCAAACAGAAGAUUUUUUUUUGUGUUGUUGUUGGCCAUUUGUCGAGUCUAAUUUUAAAUUAUUUUACAAAGGUGUUAUAUUAUUUUCAUUAAUCUUAAGGAUUCUUCACCUGAAAGGUUAAAACGGAAUCCGUGAGGUAUAAUUAUAAAUAUGAGUACCUUACUUGCCGCAGACCGCUUCUUUUUAGGAGACAAAGUUUAAAAUAUGUCGAAAUACACAUCUGUGACACCCCCAGACUUAUAUUUUUUUAUUAUGAAAAUAAAUUGUUUAGUUUAAUUCGGUAGCUAACAUCGACGUUAAAAAUUGAAGUACUUAUGAAUUUAGUAAUUUUAUAAUCAUUCACUAUUGAUGGUAUUAAUUAGUUUUAAUAAAAAAAGCCAUCUAGUUGUACCGAAUAUAUCAUACAGUAAAAUUAUUUAUGUGACGGAAAAUUAUGUCUUAUUAUGUUAAGUAGCCGUAAUUUUACGCCAUAAUAAUAAGCCAGUGGUUAAUGGUGAAUGAAUAUGAAAAUCAAUGAAGACAUAAUAAUUGAAUCAUGUAUAAAAAUCAAAACGCAUAAUGUUUUAUUUUGAUUAUUGUGUAAAUAUAAAAUUGUGAGCUCAAUUGUACCGACAACAAAUUGUCCGCAUUGCCUGACGGAUUUAUGUUAAUUUUUGCUUGUAUGAAAUACGUAAUUGUUUGCUUGUAGGAAUGUUGUGAAAAAAGUUGGACGAAAUUACAGAGAUACUUUUGUAUAAAUUUAAAAUUAAUUUGCUGAAUAAAAUUCUUAUUUAAAUAAUACUCCUCAAUGCAAUAAAUUCUUGAAACAAAAACUGAUGAAUAUAUUUUUUUUAUUUCAAUAACAAAAUUGAAUUUUAAACAACAUUGAGAAACGAAUAUUGUCAAUAUUUCGUCUAAGUUUUCGUAAAACAACAUUCCAAAUUUCUCUAUCGAUUCAUGACAUUUAUCUAUAUUUAUAUAAAAUUUUCCAAUCUGAAACCAUUGCAAUUUGUACUGUAUCAGUUGUCGAGCAUAACGAGAGUACAAACACGGCAGUUGUUUCACAGUGAAAACAUAUACAGCAGAUAAUUAAAUACAAACAGGUGAAUGAUGAAGAACCUCGCGAAAUUUCCAAACUCCAUAUCGGGUUAGGUGUAUGGAAAUUUCGCGAGACAAUGAGAGGUUUAGCUUUAGUUAUUUUAGUUACAAUGUAAUAUAUAGAUAAGGAUGAUUUUCUCUCCCACACCCUUUAAGAUCAAUAGAACCACUGUUGAUCAGUGACAGCAUGUUGUGUCGACGUAAAUCAUACAAUCGGGCAUGGCGUUUUUGUUGCGACAUCAAUUUGACUUUUACGGUGAUGUUGUGUAUUACUUUUGCAGUAUAGCUUAGGAAAUAUAUUCAUCGAUAGAAGUAUAAGGUGUCAUAAUCGAAUCGUUGCAAAUAAAUUUCCAAAA
This is a messenger RNA of Manduca sexta (tobacco hornworm), 4417 nucleotides long. RefSeq names its product protein daughterless-like. Lineage: Eukaryota; Metazoa; Arthropoda; Insecta; Lepidoptera; Sphingidae. Gene Ontology annotation, biological process: regulation of transcription by RNA polymerase II. Gene Ontology annotation, molecular function: RNA polymerase II cis-regulatory region sequence-specific DNA binding; DNA-binding transcription factor activity, RNA polymerase II-specific; protein dimerization activity. Gene Ontology annotation, cellular component: transcription regulator complex. The record is from RefSeq and is a predicted model, not a curated record.